UCCACUCAGCCUGUCAUAGCUACACACAGUCACACGCACAAGACCCGACACAAAACCCCUGGAUUCUUCCCGGCCGGGCUCUCUCCGCCGAAGUCAGUGGGUCUAAAACGUGACCCACCUGCAAGCUGAAUCUAUUUUUAUCCUCGCAAACAUCUGCGUCGCGGGACAGCUGAAACACCCCGCGGAAUGGAUAGCGGAAUGCCAAGAGGACAGCGGAGAAUUUGGGUCUGAAUGCCAAAACACAAAUGUGUAAGCUAUGCUUGCUGUGUUCUAUCGACAUUUUGGCUGUCUGAAGGUGCGUGUGUAACGUUUGCCAUUGAAGACGAUGAAAUAGCAACACCGUGAACAAGGAUGUUUGUAACGUCAACAAUCAUACGACCUGUCUCAGAAAACAAGGACAGCUGAAUACAGCACACCAGCUACGUAGCUAGAAUUUUCGUUAUAACGCUCUACUUCAGUUAGAUAAUAGCAAUCUUUAUUGGUUGUAUUCAAUCCGCACGCUUGUAAAAUGACUUGGUAAUAUUGAGAAGCUGUCUUUGGUUGGCGGGUGGAUGUGUUUUGCCUCAACGGUUCACAGUAAUAACUCCCCGUUGAAGGAGACGGUUCAAACCAUUAAUUUGACACAAUCAUAAACAGUAGUAACACAUUUGAAGGAUCGUGAAGAUGGCGACUGGAGCGGGUUGGCAGCAAUAUUACAGCCCUGCUGGCAAUUCAUCGACCGGAGGAGCGGGGAAAUAUAAUUCUGGUCCACCGCCGUCCUCGAUGCCUUUCCAAUCGGGCACUACCAUGGAAUAUACGCAAGACCUUCAUCUAAAAAUGAGCAAGAAGAUUGCACAGCUGACCAAGGUGAUCUACGCAUUGAACACCAAGAACGAUGAGCACGAGGCGGCCAUCGCGACUCUGAAGGAGGCGCACGAGGAGGAGGUGCAGCAGAUCCUGUCGGAGACGCGCGAGAAGAUCAUGCAGUACAAGAGCAAGAUCAGCGACGAGAUGGACCUCAAGCGCCGCAUCCAGUCACUGGAGGAGUCCAUGGAGCUGCACGAGCGGAUGAAGCGGCAGGCCCUGGCCGAGUUCGAGACGUACCGGCAGCGCGUGGAGGACCUGCAGCUGUGCACGGAGGCGCAGCACACGCAGCGCGUGGUCAGCAUGUCGCGUGAGGUGGAGGAGAUGCGCCGCAACUUCGAGGAGAAGCUGCGCUCCUUUGGGCAGACACAGGGGCAGUUCGAAACGGACAAGCGCUCCGCCAUGGAAGAGCUGCGCGCCUCCCACCGGCAGGAGAUAUCGGACAUUCUGCGCAGUCACCAGAGCCAGAACCAGAACUACAGCAAGGACCAGGAGAAGCUGGGCCAGCUGCAUAAGGCGGAGGUGGAGGCCCUGGGGGAGCGCGUGGACGAGCUCAAGCAGGACAAGAAGCGGCUGGUGGACGAGUACGAGGCCAAGCUCACCAAGGCACAGGCGUUCUACGAGCGCGAGCUGGAGGCCAUGAAGCGCACGCAGCAGCUGACGGCCGACAACCUGCAGGCCUGGAAGAAGACGGAGGCGGAGCUGCGUCGCGAGUUCCAGACGCAGGAGGCGGCGCUGCAGAAGACGCUGGGCAAGCUGCGCGCCGAGCUGCAGCGCGUGCAGGAGGAGGCCCGCGACAGCCGGGAGAAGUCGCACAAGCUGCAAGUCUCGCUCGCCAGCGCAGAGAGCACCGUCAAGGAGCUCCACAAGCAGCUGGACGAGGUGACCCAGAACUCGGAGAUCAUCGCCAUCCGACAGAAGGAGGCGGAGAACGAGCUGGAGGCCACCAGAGACCGCGUGCAGCAACAAGCCACCGAGAUCCUCCUCAAAGCCAGUCAAAUCGGCAGCCUGCAGGCCACCCAGAUGACCCACGAGGCGGCCAUCCGGGACCUGGAGUCGGAGAAGAGCCGCCUGAAGGACAAGGUGGUGCGGCUGGAGGAGGAGAGGGGCGCCCUGCAGAACAAGAGCCAGGCCCUGGACGACCGCCAGCGCAAUCAGAUCGUCAACCUCGAAAAGGCGCUGCGCGAGGAGAAGCAGUCGUACGAGAAGGAGAUGAUGAACAUGCGUGCCAAGUACGAGGAGGACGCGGGGCACUUCAAGGAGUCGCAGAGCCGCGCGCUGGAGGAGAUCUCCAAGAAGCACCGCGCCGCACUGGACAGCACCCAGAGCGCCGCCGAGAAGGAGAAGAACCGACUCAUAGCUGAAAUGGAGCAGAAGUUUGAGCAGGAGCGCCAGGCACUGGAGGAGCAGAAGAAGUGCCUACGGGAGCAGCUGGACGCCCUGCGAGAAGAGCUGACUGCCAAACUGGAGAUGGCCAACUGUGAGGUGUCCCGUCUGCAGGAGCUGGUGCGUGAGGGAGAGCAGGGUCUGGGCAGCUGCGCCGGGCAAAUCAGCACCCUGCAGGAGGCUCAGGACAAGCUGUUGGAGGAGCUGGACGCCACGCGCGCACGCCUGCGGGAGACCAGCAACAUGCUCACCGCACUACAGGGUGAGAUGGAGACCCAGAAGCAGCAGCAUGAGGCCAAGCUGAUCAGCACUCGGGAGGAGGAGAAGCUGAAGAUGGACAAGAUGGCCCUGGAGCUGGAGCUCAAGUGGACAGAGACUCUCAGGCAGGAGUGUAAGAAGCUGCGUGAGGAGCUGCGCGAGGAGCACGAGGAGCAGAAGCGGCUGGCCCUCAACCAGCUGGCCCAGAGCAAAGAGCAGGAGCUGGGCAGCGCCCGCGAGAGCUGGCAGAGGAAGGUGGAGGACCUCCUGGAACAGAUCUCGCUCCUGAAGCAGAGCCUGGAGAUGCAGCUAUCGCAGUCGCAGACGUCGCUGCAGCAGCUGCGCGCCCAGUUCGACCAGGAGAGGGAGCACCUGAGCGCCCAGCUGCAGGAGCUGGAGGCCGAGCACCAGCGCAGGGAGGCGCGUCUGCAGGAGAGCCACUGCUGUGCCCUGCAGGGCCUCGAGGAGGCACGCCAGAGCGAGCUCAAGGAGCUGGCUGAGCGUCUGCGGCACCAGCACCACAUGGAGCUGCAGUCUCUGCGGGAGGCGCACAGGCACAACAUCGAGACGCUCAAGCAGCAGUCGGAGCAGGAGCUGCAGACACUGCGCUUCGAGCUGGAGGACGAGGGCAAGGCCAUGCUGGCCUCUCUGCGCUCGGAGCUGAAUCACCUGCACGCCUCUGCCAUCGAGCACAUGCACCAGACCCACCAGCAGGAGAUCGUGGUGGCCAAGCAGGAGCUGGAGAAGGCCAUGGAGCAGAGCAGGAUACAGGAGAGGGAGCUCCUGUCUCGCAUCGCGGACCUGCAGGACGAGGUGACGCGCCGGAAGAACCACAUCGCCGACCUGGACCACGAGAUCCACACGCUGAACGAGAACAUCAGCACGCUCACCAAGGAGCUGGAGCUGAAGGGCAAGGAGGUCCUGAAGAUACGCAGCGAGGCCAACCAGCAGAUCAGGGCCCAUGAGCAGGACCUGAGCAAGAAGCAGGAGCGGGAGCUGAGCGAGCUGCACGCCAUGCACAACCGCGAGACGCAGAACAUGCUCUCCGACUUCAACAAGGCCCAGGAGCUGCUCAAGGACAAGAUCUCCGCCCUGCAAAUACUGUUGGAGGGAACCGAAGAUAAGUUCCGGAACCGCGAGAGCCGCCCGGAGGACUUGCAGAUGAUUGCAGAGCUGAAGGAGAUGGUCUCAGAGAGGGAGUCACUCGUCAAGAAGCUGGUGGAUGACAAGAAGUUCUAUCAGCUGGAGCUGGUGAACCGGGAGACUAAUUUCAACAAAGUAUUCAACGCCAACCCCAAUGUAGGCGUGAUCAACCCACUCAUUAAGCAAAAACGAAAGAAUGAGAAAUCGGCAAACCGAUUCAACAGCUCGCCAAACCUGCGGGAGUUGGAGGCUACUGGGACCAGGAGCCCUGGGGGCAGUGGGGGUGGGGGCGGAGGGGGAGGAGGAGGAGGAGGAGGCGGGGGAGGAGGAGGCCUUAGCCUUGGUGUGGUUGGUGGAGGAGGCAUCCACGGGGUCACCCAGUCCACCACCCACCUGGAGCCUAUCCUCAACUCCCCUGUCGAGCUGAACUCCUCCAUCAAACUCCUGCCGCCACCCACCCCCCCAAACGAGCCCAAGAAAUUCACGAGCCCUCCUGAGACAGAAGAGUCACCCAUAGCUUCCCCGGACGCCCAGCGCCAGGAGUGGUUCGCUCAGUACUUCUCUUUCUGACUUCUGCAACUCAAGAGCAUGUCGACCCAACCAAAAUGAAGAAAAUGAAGAAAAAAAAAGAAAAGAAAAAAGGAACAACAACAACAAAUGAACAGAAACAACAAAGAAAACAAAAGAGAACCAUCAAAAAUUCUAAAGACCAAAAAAAAAGUAAACGAAAAGAGUUAUUAUUUAAUGACAUCAUAACAUUCGUUUUGAAUUCAUAUUUAUUUAUUUAUGUUAUGUUUUGUUUUUCUUCACUGUGAAUGGGUUUUCUUGUUUGUACAGUGAUAGAUAUGUUUGACAUUUUGGUUUAUGCUAUUUCUAAGAGUGGUCCAUUUGCUGCUGAAUUGUAAUUUAUUCAGAUGAAGUAUAUUCUCUCUGUUUUUCUGUCUGUCUCUUUCUUUCUCUCUGUCCGUUACUCCCGGUGUGUCUGCCCCCUAGUCAUGCUCUCUCUCUUUGUCUCUCGCUCUCUCUCUCUGUCUCUCUCUCUCUGUCUCUCUCUCUCUCUCUCUCUCUCUCUCUCUCUCUCUCUCUCUCUCUCUCUCUCUCUUAUUUUAGAAUGGCACCAUGAUGAGUGUUUGUUACAGAUACAUUACCAAUUUUGGUAGGAAUUAAAAAUCAAGCUGUUUCUAUGGUUGUCUCAACACAGAUAUAAUGAUGUCUCACCAAUUUUAAAAAUAAAAUACAUAUUUUAUAUUUAUAUUCUAAUGGUGUAUGCUCAGA
Engraulis encrasicolus (European anchovy) is the source of this 4905-nucleotide messenger RNA. It is a transcript of the gene fam184ab, whose product is annotated as family with sequence similarity 184 member Ab. Bases 664 to 4200 code for a protein of 1178 amino acids. The transcript has 21 exons. NCBI's taxonomy places the organism in Eukaryota, Metazoa, Chordata, Actinopteri, Clupeiformes, Engraulidae. The record is from RefSeq and is a predicted model, not a curated record.